Messenger RNA from Carica papaya (papaya), 1209 nucleotides. It is a transcript of the gene VPS28-1, whose product is annotated as vacuolar protein sorting-associated protein-like protein. The record is from RefSeq and is a predicted model, not a curated record. Gene Ontology annotation, molecular function: protein-containing complex binding. Gene Ontology annotation, cellular component: ESCRT I complex. NCBI's taxonomy places the organism in Eukaryota, Viridiplantae, Streptophyta, Magnoliopsida, Brassicales, Caricaceae. Gene Ontology annotation, biological process: protein transport to vacuole involved in ubiquitin-dependent protein catabolic process via the multivesicular body sorting pathway.
UCUCUUUCAUAUCUCUCUCUCCGUACCCUUUUUUUUUUUUUUUGGAAUUUUAUUGAUAAUAAUAGUAUAAUACCCUCUUGGCUCUAGUUACGGCUUAUGUUUUAUAGAAAUAGGGGUUUCAUCGUUCUCCGGAUGAUUUAAGUGAGGAAAGUUAGUCUCUUUGCGCGUGUCCCAUUCUCUUCUCCAAUCCUCCAUAUAGACCCAGAAGAUAAGUCUUUGUUUCUUAUCUGGUCUAGCCUCAGAAGUGUAUAUAAAUAUAAGUAUAUAAAUAUACCCCAGUACCCAGAUGGAGGUCAAGCUAUGGAACGAUAAGCGCGAGAGAGAAAUGUAUGAUAACUUUGCUGAGCUCUAUGCCAUUAUCAAGGCAACCGAGAAGCUUGAGAAAGCCUAUGUUCGUGAUAUCAUCACUUCCUCUGAGUAUGAAACUGAGUGCCAAAAGCUCAUUGCACAUUUCAAGACCUUAGCUUCCACUCUCAAGGACACAGUACCGAGCAUUGAGCGAUUUGCAGACACAUACAAGAUGGACUGCCCAGCAGCCCUCAAUCGUCUUGUCACGUCUGGCGUGCCUGCUACGGUAGAGCACCGUGCUGCUGCAGCCACAUCUGCAUCUACCUCUGCCGCCAUUGUGGCUGAGUGUGUGCAGAAUUUCAUCACAGCAAUGGAUUCUUUGAAACUGAAUAUGGUGGCUGUUGAUCAAGUGCAUCCUUUGUUAUCAGAUCUCUCAGCUUCACUUAACAAGCUGAGUAUAUUGCCGCCUGACUUUGAGGGCAAGACCAAGAUGAAAGAGUGGAUUUCUCGGUUGGCGAAGAUGGGGGCGGCAGAUGAGUUGACGGAGCAGCAGGCUCGGCAACUUCACUUCGAUCUUGAGUCUUCCUACAAUUCAUUUAUGGCGGCUUUGCCAAAUGCUGGUACUUGACUGAUUUGGGUAAUGUUGUAAAUUAGCGGGCAUGUUACUUUUCUUUUGGUAUUUACAUACAUAUACAUAUGUUCUCAUUUGUUGUUGCAACCUAGUAGAAUCUCAGUAAUGACUUAAGAUGUAUUCUUAUUUUUUAAUGGCUUAUACAUUCUGGGGUUAACUGUGUUGCGGUAGCUGAAGGUCUUAUCUUGUGCUGUUCAGAGGAGUUGCAGUUCAUGAGCUCAUUUGAAAAAAAAGAUAUGUUUGUUAUCAUUUUGGCUUUCGAUCCCAAUAUUAGUUCACCUAUUAUUUCU